AGGAACCAGCUGACCGGCUGCUCGUCUCAAUUGGCUGCCGUUCGGUGAGGAGAGAAGACGCCGGUGACCUGUGCGUGGCCGGUGCAGACUGCAACAUGAAGGGCUUUCAGCUCGUAGUCGCUGCCGUACUGCUCGUACUGAGCGGGAAAGGGGCCGAGUGCUCAGAUCCACGCAUCUUAACAAGUUCCCCAGAUGCACCCGGUGAAGAGAUUCUAAUGUGCAAUUUGACAGACCUUUCUUUUCAAAUAUCUGGCCACGAGUGGUAUAAGGGGGAUAAGCUUGUCCAUGAAGACAAAGAUGGCUCUCUGAUAACAACGUAUAACAUUACCAAGGUGAAUGUAGAGAGCUCUGGACAAUAUACAUGCAAGUUCUUGACUGUUCCUGACCUUAGUGGAGUGAUUAAUGUCACAGUCCCACCCCAUGUAAUGGCGUAUAAGAAAUCGGAGCAUGGCAAUGAGGGAGACACAGGAGUUAUGACUUGUAAAAGCAACGCUUAUCCUCUUGUAGAGCAAUGGAUGUGGUACCGGGUGUCUGAAGAUGGCAGUGUCCAGGCCAUAGUGAAUGGGACAGAUGAACGCUAUUUCAUUAAAUCUGCUGGAAAUAAGACAGAGCUUCGCAUUCACCAACUAGACAUUGAGAAAGAUCAGGGUGACUAUAUCUGUAAUGGGACCAAUAUGCUGGGCACCACAGGAGCCACUGUUGCUCUUCGUGUACGCAGCCGUCUUGCUGCACUCUGGCCUUUCCUUGGUAUUGUGGCAGAGGUUAUAAUUCUAGUCACAAUUAUCUUCAUCUACGAGAAGAGGAGAAAGCCUGACGAGGCUCCUGAAGAUGAAGAUGGCGGCUCUGCCCCUCUGAAAAGCAAUGCUGGCGCAAACCAUGAGACGGUGCGGCAGAGAAAUUCAAGCUGAGCUGUGGAUGAACAGAUGAAUUGAAGAUCGCAUUAUUGAAUAAGCUCUGGUGUUACGCACGCAGUUGAAGAAUUCCCUGUCCCCUUGAUAUUCUACACGGCAACAACCAAUCCUAAUUGUUUUUAUUUUCUAUCAUGUAAAACAGUUUUUAUGCUUGAUACAGAAACCAUGUCCUUUGCCAGAUGUACAUGUGGUUUCAGUUCUGCAGACGGCUGCUUGUUGUGGCUGGGCAGCAGCUGCCAAAUAGGAUUCUUAUUGGCUCUGGGUAUUUAAGAUUUAGUAGGAUCAGCCUUAUAAACUUUUUGUUUUGUUGUAGCCUGUUGAGGGCAUGCAAUGUUUGUGCAAGACAGGACUAAUGCUUUUUAUUUUUCAUGUACACGGGGAGGGAUAAAGCAGAACUUUUUAGCCCGUGGUCCACAACCUGAUGUAUGUUUUUUUUUUUGUAUCUUUUUGAAAGUUUGACACUGGAUUUGUAAAUUUGUGUCUGAAGAGAAAUCACAUCAAUAAAAACGUCCCACCUUUUA
Bufo gargarizans (Asiatic toad) is the source of this 1432-nucleotide messenger RNA. It is a transcript of the gene BSG, whose product is annotated as basigin (Ok blood group). The transcript has 8 exons. The record is from RefSeq and is a predicted model, not a curated record. Gene Ontology annotation, cellular component: axon; plasma membrane. Gene Ontology annotation, molecular function: cell-cell adhesion mediator activity. Gene Ontology annotation, biological process: homophilic cell-cell adhesion; axon guidance; dendrite self-avoidance. Bases 96 to 908 code for a protein of 270 amino acids. Lineage: Eukaryota; Metazoa; Chordata; Amphibia; Anura; Bufonidae.